UCGUCUUGACGCGCCGCACAUAUCUAAGUUUGAACUGCAAUGUCACGACGUAUCAAACUUAUUGAAUGCGAAAAAUAGACAGUGACAAACCAAUUAUUUUACUGAAGUAAUGACGCCGUUCUAUUAACGACUUGAAACGAAUGAUUUGUAUUACAGUGAUUGAAUAUUCAUACCCGAUCAAGACUUUCAAAAUAAGGUUAGGAACUUCGGGAACUGUGUCGAACCAACGGCGAGUGUCAAAAUUCGAUAUUCGUGUCUCGAAUACGUGUUUGUUACCAUGAGUGUUGACGCAUACGGGCCUAGUAGCCAAACCCUGACUUUCCUCGACACGGAGGAAGCAGACUUGAUAGGGGCCGAUACGCAAGGGAGCGAAUUUGAUUUCACCGACUUCACUUUACCAUCCCCAAGUCAGACCCAGGCUUCGCAGCAUGACGGAGGACAGAGUCAACCCAUUCAGGUGAAUGGCACUAGUGGCGGUGGUAGUUCUUCACUUGACUUGAAAAUAGCAGGCGCUACACAGAGUCUUGCCGAACUACAAUUCGAAGAGGAAGAGGAGGAAGCUUACUAUAAUCGAGAUUUACCUGAACAUGCGUGUAAAUAUUGCGGGAUCCAUGAAGCAUCUUGUGUGGUCAUGUGCAAUGCAUGCCGCAAAUGGUUCUGCAAUGGUAGAGGUAAUACUUGUGGCUCGCAUAUCAUCAAUCACUUAGUGCGUGCUAAACAUAAGGAGGUCACAUUGCAUAGGGAUGGCCCACUUGGUGAGACAGUUCUAGAGUGCUAUUCCUGUGGUGUAAGAAAUGUGUUUGUCUUGGGAUUCAUUCCUGCCAAGGCUGAUUCUGUCGUUGUUCUGCUUUGCCGACAACCCUGUGCUGCUCAAAGCUCUCUCAAAGAUAUGAACUGGGAUCAAGAGCAAUGGAAACCACUCAUUGCGGAUCGCAGCUUUUUGGCUUGGUUGGUUAAAAUCCCAGCUGACCAGGAACAACUAAGAGCUAGGCAAAUGUCUGCACAACAAAUGAAUAAGCUGGAAGAAUUAUGGCGAGACAAUGUUGAUGCGACUUUCCAAGACUUGGAAAAACCAGGGGUUGACGAAGAGCCGCAACAAGUCCUCUUGCGGUACGAGGACGGAUAUCAAUAUCAAAAUAUAUUUGGCCCUCUAGUGAAAUUGGAAGCUGACUAUGAUAAACGUCUCAAAGAAUCACAGACCCAAGAAAAUAUUGAGGUACGUUGGGAUGUUGGUUUAAACAAAAAGACAAUCGCAUACUUUAUGCUUGCAAAGACGGACGGCGAUAUGAAACUAAUGCAUGGAGAUGAAUUGAGAUUACGGUAUUUAGGAGAACUGCACAAACCUUGGUCUGGAAUUGGCCAUGUUAUUAAAAUUCCCGACAAUUAUGGAGAGGAAGUUGGCAUUGAACUGAAAAAUAACUCUGGGGCUCCUACCGAAUGCAUCAGCAACUUCGUGGUAGACUUCAUCUGGAAAAGCACUAGUUUUGAUCGUAUGCAGCUCGCUCUACGCAAAUUCGCCGUUGAUGACUCCUCUGUAUCUGGAUACAUAUAUCACAGACUACUCGGCCAUGAAGUGGAAGAAGUACUGUUUCGCUGCCAUCUCCCUAAACACUUCAGUGCUCCAAAUCUACCUGACCUCAAUCGGUCUCAGGUCUAUGCUGUAAAACAUGCUGUGCAGAGACCAUUGUCUCUCAUUCAAGGACCUCCGGGAACGGGUAAAACUGUAACUAGUGCAACAAUAGUUUACCAGCUAGUGAAACAGAAUGGAGGCCCAGUCUUGGUCUGUGCCCCUUCUAAUACCGCAGUCGAUCAACUGACCGACAAGAUUCACAAGUCUAACUUGAAGGUCGUCCGCUUGUGCGCAAAGUCAAGAGAGGCCAUUGACUCCCCAGUUAGUUUCCUUGCUCUACACAACCAGAUAAAAAAUAUGGAGACAAAUAACGAACUGCAAAAGUUGCAACAACUCAAAGAUGAAACUGGAGAACUAUCUAGUGUAGAUGAGAAACGAUAUCGACUUCUGAAAAAGACUGCGGAAAAAGAACUGUUAGAAGCCGCGGAUGUUAUUUGCUGCACCUGUGUCGGAGCUGGAGAUCCAAGAUUACAUAGAUUGAAAUUCCACUCGAUCUUGAUCGAUGAAAGUAUGCAAGCUACAGAACCUGAAUGUAUGGUACCAGUUGUUUUGGGUGCCAAACAGUUAAUUCUAGUCGGUGAUCAUUGCCAGCUUGGGCCAGUAGUCAUGUGCAAAAAAGCAGCUAGAGCUGGUUUGUCUCAAUCUUUAUUCGAGAGACUCGUCGUACUGGGAAUUCGUCCUUUCCGUUUAGAAGUUCAGUACCGUAUGCAUCCGGAUCUAUCACGCUUCCCAUCCAACUUCUUCUACGAAGGUUCAUUGCAAAACGGCGUCUGUGCGGAUGAAAGAAAGUUAUUGAAAAUUGAUUUUCCAUGGCCUGCUCCGGAUAAACCCAUGUUUUUUUACGUAACCCAAGGACAAGAAGAAAUUGCUGGCAGCGGUACCUCUUACCUUAAUCGGACCGAAGCUUCGAAUGUGGAAAAAAUAACAACCAGGUUCUUACGCUGUGGUGUGAAACCUGAACAGAUUGGAGUUAUAACUCCUUAUGAAGGCCAGAGGGCAUAUCUUGUCCAGUACAUGCAAUACCAAGGUUCUUUGUACUCUAAGCUCUAUCAAGAGAUUGAAGUUGCCAGUGUUGAUGCCUUCCAAGGGCGUGAAAAAGACAUCAUCAUAAUGUCCUGCGUUCGAUCCAAUGAACAUCAAGGAAUUGGAUUUCUAAAUGAUCCUAGAAGAUUAAACGUUGCCCUUACCCGUGCUAAAUAUGGAAUUAUCAUUGUUGGAAAUCCGAAAGUUUUAUCCAAGCAACCUCUGUGGAACCACUUAUUGAGUUUUUACAAAGAGCAAAAAGUACUCGUCGAAGGACCGCUAAACAAUCUGAAAGAAUCUAUGAUUCAAUUUGCCAAACCUAAGAAACUUGUAAAUGCUGCCAAUCCAGGUUCUCACUUCAUGUCUACAUCUAUGUACGACGCAAGAGAGGCUCUGAUCCCUGGGUCGGUCUACGAUCGUUCAGGUACCCAAGUGAAUGGUACCCAAAAUCAUAAUCCCUACUAUCAGAGAAACGUUCCACUGGAUAUCUUCAGUAGGACUCACGAUACAAUCAGCUACAUUAGCCCUGAGAGAGCACAAGCGGCGAUGAAUAAUGUCCCAGUUCCUGUAGGUAUGUUCAUGAACAUGGCUCAUGUUCCACCACGAUUUUACAAUCAACAUCAACAAGCUCUGCAAGCGAGACAAAAUCAAAGAAAUCGUAGAGGUGCCACAUCAGCUAAAAACAAGACAGGCCCUCGUGGAAGUAAAUUGAGCCAAACAGAACAAAAUACGCAGCCGUAUAGCCAGCCAGGAAUUCCGUUAACUCAAGGAACUACGCAAGGAAUGUCACAACCAGGUUUCAGCCUGUCGCAGCCGGGUCUUAGUCAGGCGGAGUUGUCACAAGACUCGUUUGCUGUUGGCGAGUUUCAAUCGCAAAUGGAUGGUUUGUUGUCCCAGGAUUCCACUUAUCAAGGAGAUAGAAGUGGAUUUUACCAAUCAGGCCAGUCACAAGCCGGGGGCCAGUUCUCUCAGCCGUACUGAGCCGAGAAGUUACGGCUGAACAACGCAUUCGCCAUGCAGCGUCGCGGGAGCGACUGAAGGCUUAUUCAACCAACUAUUCUUCGACAACAAUUACAAACCACCCAACUGCGUAAAACGGUAAAACGGCUCGACAAACGAGUACAUGUAGUACAUGUCGUCGGUAUAACAAGAGGUGACCAUGCAGAGGACAACUGUAAAACGAAAAUCUAACAGAGAAAACACCGCAACGCAAGUGAACGGACCGUUUUAUCGCGGGGAUCGAGUGACACUGGAAAAAGGAGACGUGUAAAUCACUUCUAAAUUGACAAGCGCCAACAUAGCAGUAAUGCGACCAGACACCCCAUGGCAAGGCGACAAGUGCCUAUUGGCACACAUAUAGCUUAGACAAAUUUUAGAAGAUCUUUAACGAUUAUUCGGCAACCUUCUAGUACCUUUCAUUCUGGAUGGACAUCGUCGCCGGUAUGUUCAAAGGACCGUAAAGGAGGUCUAGCCAUGUAACAGAUGGGGUACGUUCAAGCGAUUCAGGUCUUAUAAAUUUUGUUUAAGUUCCUGAUACAAAAAAAAAUUUUAACUAUCUUCUAGACGUUGAGAGGUAUAAUUGUUAACUUGAUACCUCUAUUCAUCCUCUAGAUGUCGAAGCGCAUAGCAAUGAUAAUUUUCAUGCGCAAAAAUUAUAAGUGCAUAAAUAUCAAGCAAGCAUAGGACAAAAUCCAGUCUAUGAAGCUACUAAUCAUCCAUCAUAUAAUGUAAUCAAUACUCCAUUAUAGAGUUAAAUUCUUUUUCUUGCUUUGGCGUAGACUGACCAUUUUACUAACUGCCGGGAUUAUUAUUCACAUCAUAUUUCGUUCUGUUAGUUUGAUGUUUGUUUAUUGCUGAAGUCAACCCGACAGCAACUAGAUUAUUUUAUUUCAUUGGGUGAUUCUCUGGUUGGGGAUUACUGAUAAAUGAUUUGAAUAACAGGUGCCACAUGCCACUGAAACAUUUUGAAUAAGAAAUGCUUUUCACUGACAAUGGUAUGGAACUAACAGAUCACCGUUUAAAAGAGAAUUACCAUCCGUUCACAAUAUACACAUCGUUUCAAGUUCUUAAUGUUAUUUUAAAUAGGGGCAUACAUACCUACAUACGAACAUACACACAAUUAGUGUUGGGGGUUUUUAGUUAAUAAUAAUCCAGUCGAAAUGUGAUUGACGUGGUACUGACUUCGUAUUCUUGUUCUUACCAAAAUUUUUGCGCCAAUCUCUAGCAACAUUAGCUUAAUUAUUAUGCAUUACUAGUAUCUGAAUAAUGCGUCACAAAUCUAUUGUUUCUUUUUUCUUUUGAUAAAAAAAAAACGCACCAACUAUAAAUUUUACAGUAUGAAAAUUCAGUGUAACACUUCACGAUACCAAUAAAUUUAAUUUCCAGAUAAA
Molecule: messenger RNA, 5043 nt
Organism: Athalia rosae (coleseed sawfly)
Lineage: Eukaryota; Metazoa; Arthropoda; Insecta; Hymenoptera; Athaliidae
Gene: Upf1
Product: regulator of nonsense transcripts 1
Exons: 7
Coding region: 278-3634 (1118 amino acids)
Biological process (GO): nuclear-transcribed mRNA catabolic process, nonsense-mediated decay
Cellular component (GO): cytoplasm
Molecular function (GO): hydrolase activity; RNA binding; DNA binding
Source: RefSeq, a predicted model, not a curated record